AUGGCUCCUACCACCCUCACACAAUCUGGACACACAAUGUCCACCCUGAUGAAGCGAAGCACCGGAAGCGACUACUCUCUUUACAUCUUCUGUAUCAUCGCCGGCUGUAUUGGAGUCAGCUUGAUUGGAUUCGGUCUGUACACUAUGUACCACGGCGUUGACAGCACCGGUAUUCGCGACGUUUCCUACGAGCAGAGAAGAUACAUGCGCGAAGUUCGGGCGCGAAACCUCAAUGGCUUUGCUGUUACUGCGAAGCGGCCGGAUAUGAUUAUUCCUAUUCAGGAAAUGAGGGAGUGA
This is a messenger RNA of Penicillium malachiteum, 297 nucleotides long. RefSeq lists its product as uncharacterized. The coding region runs from base 1 to 297 and encodes 98 amino acids. NCBI's taxonomy places the organism in Eukaryota, Fungi, Ascomycota, Eurotiomycetes, Eurotiales, Aspergillaceae. The transcript has a single exon. The record is from RefSeq and is a predicted model, not a curated record.